UGAAGCAUGCGCGGUUUCCUGUCAAGUUCAUGCGUUCCAGGAUUUGCAGUGGAGGUCACAGUUUGCAGAGCAAGACAGAGAGGGCUGCUGGAGGCUGCACACCAUCAUGGCAAAGCUGUUUGAGAGCAUCGGGAAGCUGGGGCUGGGGCUGGCCCUGGUGGGAGGGGUGGUGAACUCCGCCCUGUAUAACGUGGACGCUGGUCACAGAGCAGUGAUAUUCGACCGCUUCCGAGGAGUCCAGGACAUCGUGGUGGGAGAGGGAACGCACUUCCUUAUCCCCUGGGUCCAGAAACCAAUCCUGUUUGACUGCAGGUCUCGCCCACGCAAUGUCCCGGUCAUCACAGGGAGCAAAGAUCUGCAGAACGUGAACAUCACGCUGAGAAUCCUGUUCAGGCCCUUGGCGGGCCAGCUGCCCCGAAUCUUCACCAGCAUCGGGGAGGACUACGAUGAGAGAGUGCUGCCCUCCAUCACCACGGAGGUCCUCAAGUCUGUCGUGGCUCGCUUCGACGCGGGGGAGCUGAUCACGCAGAGAGAGCUGGUGUCUCGGCAGGUGAACGAGGACCUGAUGGAGAGAGCCGCCACCUUCGGGCUCAUCCUGGACGAUGUCUCCCUGACUCACCUGACCUUUGGGAAGGAGUUCACAGAGGCUGUGGAGAUGAAGCAGGUGGCCCAGCAGGAGGCAGAGCGAGCCCGCUUCGUGGUGGAGAAGGCGGAGCAACAGAAGCAGGCGACUAUCAUCUCGGCAGAGGGAGACUCCCAGGCGGCCUUGCUCAUCGCGGACUCACUGGCCACGGCGGGCGACGGGCUGGUGGAGCUGCGCAAGCUGGAGGCGGCCGAGGACAUCGCCUUCCAGCUGUCCCGCUCCCGCAAUAUCACCUACCUGCCUGGAGGCCAGAGCACACUGCUGCAGCUUCCCCAGUGAGGGAGGCCAGGCACACAAAGAGGAGAGCAGCCCGCCAGGGAACCAGAGCAUCAGCUUCACCAGAGCCAGCCAGGCUAGCACCAGCAGACCAUUCCUGUGCGCUAUUUUUUUUUUUUUUGGGUCCACAUGCUUUGUCCACUCCAUACACUGAUGUGGCGGUCUUGUGAUAUAUACAAUAUCUCUUGGCCAUCAUAAUAUGUCCAGCUUAUUUUACAUUACUUUCAUAUUAUUUUUUUAAUUGGCAUUCUCCCAGGUGGGCUAUUUUUCUACAGGUUUGACUAAUGUAUUUAGUUUCCUGGCAUGUGGUAAGAAUGUGUGAAAUAAUGUCUGUCUUGAGAGCUGGAAAGCAGUGCAGAUUGAAAAUGAAUCUCUAGUUUAUAAGAGAACCCUGGACUGAUCUGUUGGUGCUGGGUGUGCCCUGCCCUGCCCUGUUUCAGCGUUUUGAUUUGGAGUCUCGCUGUCCCACGAGCGACCUCGCGUCUUAUCUCACGCAGUGUUGCUGGUAACAUGCAGAACUUUUACUGACAGCAUUUGUGGAUUUGCCAACCUCUUUGAAUUCUAAUAGUGGAGUCAUUUGUACCCCCCUGUUUUUAUAUUCUGUUUAAUUCACCCAGCCAUAAAAGCUUAAACAUACUUCUCUCUUUAUACUGUGGAAGAGAACUUGUUUGAUUUGUAAAACCAGAUUUGAAGAUAUUUCUUGUUAUGGUGUGCCGGUUAUUUGCCAGGUUGUGUGCAUAAUCCCAGAAGUACCACCAAACAAAACAAUCUUGUGACAUCGGUGUGGGAUUGUGUGCUGUUUCUCGAUGAGUGCCGGUCCGUGCAGCCCAGUGCAUUCGCUACAUUGCUAUCUGAAAAGGAAGCUUCUUGUCACUGUGUGUGGCUGAGACCUGGUGUCGCUGGCAAUCAGUACUGUUUAUGAAAUGCUUCAUCACACAGCACUUGAACUGAAAACUAAUUGUCAUUUGUGUUUAUUUUUUGUGGGGAUGGGUGUUGAAAUAAUGAAGAAUGAAACACUACCCUGUGGUAUGUACAUGCUGUUUAACCCCUACUCUGAGUAGUUGACGGGCAGAGCAAGACACAUUUCUAUUGCCUGUUCCCUGAUUGGCUAAAGUGAAGAAGAGCAGAGCAUGAAGAAUUCUGUUUCAAUAGAGACAGGUAACUUUUGUUUUGGGAUAGCCCUGGCUAGGGGGCUGCUGUUUGUAACCCCUUGUCCCCCCUACUGGAAAGCGCUCGUCUCCUUCCAGAUGGACAGAGCCUCAGUUUUAUGUACUAUUGGUGCAUUUGUUUUUUAUUCAAUUUUCUGAUUUGAAAGAUGAUACACAGUGAAUGAUGAAAUGAAUCUCAAAUAAAACUGCUCAAAAAGA
Polyodon spathula (Mississippi paddlefish) is the source of this 2286-nucleotide messenger RNA. Its product is annotated as prohibitin. The transcript has 7 exons. Lineage: Eukaryota; Metazoa; Chordata; Actinopteri; Acipenseriformes; Polyodontidae. Gene Ontology annotation, cellular component: mitochondrion; membrane. Bases 107 to 922 code for a protein of 271 amino acids. Gene Ontology annotation, biological process: mitochondrion organization. The record is from RefSeq and is a predicted model, not a curated record.